GCCUAUCAGGGGCGGGGCGGGGCGAGGCCCGGCUGCUUCAGGGCCCCAGAGCCGGUUUGACGGAAGGAGAGGCGCGGCAACGGCGGCGGCGGAGAAGGAGGAGGAGGAUGGAGGCGGUGGUGUUCGUUUUCUCUCUCCUCGACUGUUGCGCGCUCAUCUUCCUCUCGGUGUACUUCAUAAUUACCUUGUCUGAUUUGGAAUGCGAUUACAUUAAUGCUAGAUCAUGUUGCUCAAAAUUAAACAAGUGGGUCCUUCCAGAAUUGGUCGGUCACACCAUUGUCACUGUGUUAAUGCUCAUUUCAUUGCACUGGUUUAUCUUCCUUCUCAACUUGCCUGUUGCCACUUGGAAUAUAUAUCGGUUUAUUAUGGUGCCAAGUGGUAACAUGGGAGUGUUUGAUCCCACGGAAAUACACAAUCGAGGGCAGCUGAAAUCACACAUGAAAGAAGCCAUGAUCAAGCUUGGGUUCCACCUGCUCUGUUUCUUCAUGUAUCUUUAUAGUAUGAUUUUAGCUUUGAUAAAUGACUGAAGCUGGAGGAGCCGUGGUUGAAGUCAGCCUACACUACAGUGCACAGUUGAGGAGCCAGAGACUACUUAAAUCAUCCUUAGAACCGUGACCAUAGCAGUAUAUUUUUUCCUCUUUGAACAAAAAGUAUUUUUGCUGUAUUUUUACCAUAUAAAAUAUUUAAAAAACAUGAA
Molecule: messenger RNA, 697 nt
Organism: Phacochoerus africanus (Common warthog)
Lineage: Eukaryota; Metazoa; Chordata; Mammalia; Artiodactyla; Suidae
Gene: CNIH4
Product: cornichon family AMPA receptor auxiliary protein 4
Exons: 5
Coding region: 108-527 (139 amino acids)
Biological process (GO): endoplasmic reticulum to Golgi vesicle-mediated transport
Cellular component (GO): COPII-coated ER to Golgi transport vesicle; endoplasmic reticulum membrane
Source: RefSeq, a predicted model, not a curated record